UGGGACGGCUCUUUGGGCAAGUGGACAUAUAAUGGUAUGAAGAAUAUGCCACAUGACAUUGAUUCAGAUAGUGAUGAGAAUGCGAGUGAUGAUGAUGAUGAACGCUGUCCCAGAAGGAGCAAAAGACUAGCAUCCUUGACACGUAGACUUGACCGAAGGAUGGAGCCAUGUAUGCCACUGCCUGUGAAAGAGGACGAGUUGCAGGAGCUGGUUUCCAUGGCAAAAGACUGGGCCCUCACUCACGGAAACACUAUGCGCACUGCAGACAGACCAACGUCAUCAGAAGUAACUAAUUAUGCCCCUUUUCUGCUUCUGCCUUCACCAUUCCCAGAGCGACUUUUUCACCAAGCAUGCGCAGUGCAGCAAGACUUUAAUCUUCUCUAUCACCGAGUAGCACACGACCAUGACUUUCUGCAGUCAACUCUCCAGAGUGCAAUUAAAGUGGAUGAUUUCACCAAGAGAUUGUGGGACAUUUAUGAGACAGUGAGAAAGGAGGGAAUUAAACAGCCUGUGAGUCUUGCUAUCAACAGAAAUGAUUUUAUGACUGACUCUCAGGGUCGCACCCUCUCCACCCCGGAAGAUGUGAACACCCUGGGGAUCAAAGAGGUUGAGUUUAACACUAUAGCUUCAAGUUUUGCUGGUCUAGAAACUCAAGUGGGGCUUUUCCACAGGUUUAUACUUGAAAGAUGUGGUCUGGCAGACAAGGUCAACAAGCUACCUGCUAAUACAUGUGUGCCAGGAAUAGCUGGUGGUAUGGUCCAGGCUUGGGAACUGUAUGGCAACACAGAAGCGGUGAUAUUGUUUUUGACGGAGACUGUUUCGAGAAACAUAUUUGACCAGCGCUGGCUGGAGUGGGGAAUAUAUGAAAUCAACAGCAAGGUGAAGGUCCUCAGAAGGAGUUUCGAUCAAGUUUACAGAAAGUCGCAGCUCACUGAGGAUAACAAAUUAAUCCUUGAAGGUCAUGAAGUUGCUGUAGUCUACUUCAGAUGUGGAUACUCCCCGAAUGACUACAUCACAGAGGAGGACUGGACAACCAGGCUAAGGAUAGAAAGGUCCACUGCCAUCAAGUGUCCCAACAUCUACUAUCAUCUGGCAGGUGCUAAAAAGGUACAACAAGAGCUUGGCAGGCCGGGAGUGGUGGAACGGUUUAUACAGGACUCUGAGGCUGUGAAGAGAAUUAGAGCAACUUUUGCUGGCAUGUACUCCCUGGAAAGGGAUGCUGAGGGUGAUGCCGCUGUUGCCAUGGCAAUGGAGAAUCCAUUCAAAUAUGUUCUCAAACCUCAAAGGGAAGGUGGAGGAAAUAACUACUUCGGAGAAGAUGUCAGAAAGGUGUUGGAGCGUGUGCUAGACAGUGAUGAAAGAAUGGCAUACAUUCUGAUGGAGAGGAUCCAUCCUGUGCCUUUCCAGAACUACGUACUGCGUGCUGAAUCUCCUGUACAACCCAAUACCAUGCUCAGUGAAUUGGGUGUAUAUGGGGUGCUUAUUGGGACCUCUGACCGUAUCAUCACUAACAAACAGUGCGGGCAUUUACUGAGAACCAAAACCUCGGACACCAAUGAAGGGGGCGUGGCAACAGGCUACUCUGCUAUAGACAGCCCGUAUUUAGUAUGAUGCAACAGAACUUUCUGUAUACUGUCAUUAUCUUGUAUAGCAGGAGAGAUCAGAUAAUGUUGUUAACUACUGUUAAUUUUAGUAUAAAAACGGGAUAGAAUACACACUACUAUAAACAGUACUUAUUUUUAAAAAAUUGAUCGAAAUCAUCAUGGUUUAUUUAGUACUUACUGGUGCUGAAUGGGGAAACUGAUGCGGAUUUAAAGUCAAACAAUUGUUUUUUUCUCAGGGUUUCUGAUGUUACUUUGGACCAUUUACUGAUCUGAAAAUAUCACUGUAGUGAACAAUGCUAAAAACAUUCCUAUUUAUAAAGGGAUCAUAACACACUAACUCAGUAAGACAAACAUAAAUAUGUAGCAUUGCCAAUAGAAGUAAAAAGCAAGAAAAAAAUGCAUUUAAUCAGCCAGAAAUGCAAGACGAGUUCUGGAUAAGCAUCACUGCCAUAUUUCAAAAAUCAAGUUAACAUGUCUAUUGUAAUAUUGUUCCUUGCUGGAGGUGCUUCACCCCGAGUGAGGUGCUGGUGUAAAAGAUCCGGUUGGUUCAAAAUGUAAAGCUUUAAUAAAAGGGAAAAUG
Molecule: messenger RNA, 2184 nt
Organism: Lingula anatina
Lineage: Eukaryota; Metazoa; Brachiopoda; Lingulata; Lingulida; Lingulidae
Product: glutathione synthetase-like
Biological process (GO): glutathione biosynthetic process
Cellular component (GO): cytosol
Molecular function (GO): glutathione binding; glutathione synthase activity; ATP binding
Source: RefSeq, a predicted model, not a curated record